Molecule: messenger RNA, 6522 nt
Organism: Schistocerca cancellata (South American locust)
Lineage: Eukaryota; Metazoa; Arthropoda; Insecta; Orthoptera; Acrididae
Gene: Syn
Product: synapsin
Exons: 9
Coding region: 345-1478 (377 amino acids)
Biological process (GO): neurotransmitter secretion
Cellular component (GO): synaptic vesicle; synaptic vesicle membrane
Molecular function (GO): metal ion binding; ATP binding
Source: RefSeq, a predicted model, not a curated record
ACCUGCGCACCGGGCCGCGCACCACCAGCGCGCCCUCCUCGCCCGCCAAGACGCGCGAGUCGCUGCUGCAGCGCGUCCAGAGCCUCACCGGCGUCGCCAGGGACCAGGGCGCCAGCAUACUAGGCGCGGCGGUGUCAGGCGCUGGCGCAGUGUCCGGGGCCAGGCCGGCCUACAACAAGGACCGUUGCUUCACGCUGCUCGUCAUCGAUGACCAGAACACUGACUGGUCCAAGUAUUUCCGCGGCCGGCGGCUGCACGGCGACUACGACAUCCGCGUGGAGCAGGCGGAGUUCCGCGAGCUGUCGCUGGUGGCUGGCGGCGAGCAGGGCGCCGCCACGGUCAGCAUGGCGGUCUUCCGCAACGGCACGCGCGUCGCGCGCUCCUUCCGGCCCGACUUUGCCCUCGUGCGCCAGAACCUGCGCGACGCCGCCGAGGACCACAAGAACCUGCUGCUCGGCCUCAAGUUCGGCGGCGUGCCCUCCGUCAACUCGCUGCACGCCGUCUACAACUUCCAGGACAAGCCGUGGGUGUUCGCACAUCUGAUGCAGCUGCAGCGCCGCCUGGGAAAGGAGAACUUCCCGCUGAUCGAGCAGACCUUCUACCCCAACUACAAGGAGAUGCUGAGCUCGACGCGCUUCCCGGUGGUGUUCAAGAUCGGCCACGCCCACGGCGGCCUGGGCAAGGUCAAGGUGGACACCAACAGCGACUUCCAGGACAUGGCGAGCGUGGUGGCCGUCGCGGGCACCUACUGCACCGUCGAGCCCUACGUGGACUCCAAGUACGACAUCCACGUGCAGAAGAUCGGGCCCAACUACAAGGCCUUCAUGCGCAAGAGCAUAUCCGGCAACUGGAAGACGAACACGGGCUCGGCGAUGCUGGAGCAGAUCCAGAUGACAGACCGGUACCGCAUGUGGGUGGACGAGGUGUCUGAGCUGUUCGGCGGGCUUGACAUCUGCGCACUGGAGAUCAUUGUGGCCAAGGACGGCCGCGAGUUCAUCAUCGAGGUGAACGACAGCGCGCUGUCACUGAUGGGCGACUCGCAGGAGGAAGACCGCCGCCACAUUGCCGAGCUGGUCGCACACCGUAUGCAGCAACUUUGUACCACUUUACCAACUCGUAACACACCACAGACACAGUGCAGACCCCCAAUGACAAAGACAACUUCGCGGUCAUCAGUAACAAGUAUGUCAGGGCAGCCCGGACAGGGAACAACCACAGGAAGCACAAUUCCUUCUCCAACUGGUGAUGAGCGACCUGUGUUUCCUGGAGAGGCAGGAUCACCACAACCACCAGUUCGCCGUGAUUCUCAAGCGUCGCAGUCGAGUUCUGUGAGCAGUGCACCGAGUGUUGGACGACGACAGGAAGACACCUCUAGAUCUGUCUUUGGGCGUCAGGGUUCCACACAGAAUGGUGAGGAUACUGAAGACACAAUGAAAAACUUGAGGAAAACAUUUGCAGGAAUAUUUGGUGACAUGUAGACAUAGCUUCUAUCAUUUAUGUAGAAUAGAGAAUGGAUGUGCAGUUGCAGGGUUGCUAAUGACAUGAAAUUAAAAGUAUGGUUUGGUGGCAGUAUUACAAAUAAAUUUAUGUAAUGUUCUCAUUUUGACAUUUUGGUUGAAUUGAUUAUGAUCCAAUAACUUUGUUUUCCAUGAGUAUAGUGACAAUGAAAUUUCACAAUACAUGAGAAAAAUGGUAUUUAUUUGAAUUCAUUACUGAAAUUGUGCCUACUGUUUAUUUAUGAUUUGAUUAAUCUCUGCACAUACUAGAGGUGUACUCAGCAACUUGUAUGAUUUUUUUAUGCAUUAAAUAUGAUGUUUAUGAUUUUUUUUUGUAUGAAAUAUGAUGUCUAUCUUGGAUAAAUAAUUUCAGAUUAUACUGAAAUAAUUUUUAGAGUGCUCCUAGUAACUCCAUUUGACCAACCCAAGAGAGUGGGUGCAGUACCACUAACAGGAAAAAUACCAGUUCGAGAUCUAACACAAAUUUACUGAAGUCAGCAUGUCUCUCUUUUUUCCAUUUUUUUCCUAUUUGGAAUCUACUUAUAGUCAGCCUAUACAUAGUCAGAAAAACCAUACAUUUAUUACCAAUGUGUUUGCACAGUGAUGUGAACAAGCACAGCUAGUAAUCGUUGUUCAAAGACUUGCUGGCUUAUGCCACCUGCUCACAGUUGUUAAAUGCAUAUUAAAUUUCAUUCAAUGAGUCAUCGAAUACAAGAACAUUUUAUAAUAGUUUUACAGAAUAAUUCAUGUUGAAAAUUUUUUAAAAAGUCUAAAUAAUGUGUUGUUUUAAAAAAUGAAGAAAGUUGUACAACUUUUGAAAUGCCCUAAUGGUAGCUACACUAAUUUGUAAAAAAGCUUAAAUACAUAAAUAUUUUAACAGAUAUGUUGGCUUAGUUAUGAAGGUAUUCAUUUAAAGAUAAUUUAUUUUGAAAUAUGGCAUCGUUUUAGGUACUAUGUUCUUCUCAAGUAGAUAGAGUAUGCUCCUAGUUAAUCUUUUGAUACUGAUAGGAGAUCGUUGAUGAACAAUAUCUUUUAUUAUUUUUAAGAAGAGAUUUGCUGUGUGAAGUAGUGCAGAAAUGACUAGUGUAUCUGUUCAAGUAGGCAGUUGCAAUAAGUAGAAAUGUGUCAAGGUUAUAAAUAAUUGCCAUGAGUGUACUUGUGUUGUUGUGCAAACCAUGUUGUGAUAAAUGAUAAUAUUAUAAUAAUUAGUAUAGUGAUCAAAUGGAUAUGUGGUGUGUGAUUCACAAAAAUAUUGGUUUGGGUGAAUUGUUAUUUUUAUCGUUGUACUGUUAAAAUUCCAAAUAUGUGUAAGUGUACUUAUAAUGCAUCUAUUUUGUUGCAUAUGAUGUUACAAUGGAUGAAAUGUGUUUCAUUAUUGCAUGGGUGUUUCUGUAAACAUUGAUACUGUUAUAAAAAAAAAACUUGAAAUGUAGUUAGGAAGCAAGAUUAUAGCAAUACAUAUACUACAUGUUAUAAAUGCACAUGCUGAAAAUACUGUGUGUAUAUAAUGCUUUACAAUUUGUGGAUUAAACCAGGUGUUCUCAGAAAGGUUAGUGCCCACUACUUCUUUUGAGCUCUAGAAUAUAAUGUAGUAAAUUUUCAUCAGAGUCCUGUUGAACACAAUGGAAAUAUGGUUAACAUGUAAAAUUACUGUAAACAGUUAUACAGGAACACAAUAACCAUACUACAGUGUUCAGUUAAUGUCACUUUAAUACAAUUAUCCAAAAGAUUCUCAGUGAAAUAACAAUAACAAUCUGCCUUACAUUUAAUCAUUAAUAUAUCAUAAUAAACAAAAAUAAAAAUUUAUUGAAUAAAUGAGUAAGUAAAGUAUUUGCUAAUGGUUUUUAAGAUUAAUGCAGAUGCAGCUGUGUAUCAUAAUUCUUUGGAUUUUGAAACAUUGUGUAGCAUAAAUGGCUUUGUUAAAAAUGAAAAUAGGUUUCUAUUAAAUACAAAUAAGCAUACUGAAGACAUUGUUGUACGGUGAAAUAUUGAAGGUACAUUGUACAGUGGAUUUACGUCGUUAUAUUAUUAUUUGUAGUGAGUCAUAAUUAAGGCUUAAAAAUCACAAUUCCUAAUAUAUGGAUUCAUGCUGUCUUAUUUUAAUACAAACAGCAACAGGGAUUUUGUUUGUAUCUAACUGUUGUUUUGAAAUAUGUUAGAAAAAAGAUUUAAUUUUUUGUUGAAUAUCGCUGGACCUAAUACUUAAAAUAUAGUAUUGGGUAAUUUUAAACAUAUUGUGUAAAUAACACUGAAAGACUCAAAGUUCUGAGACAUAUAAUUGAAAGUUUCUUUAAUAGAUUUGUUGUUGUUCUCAUAUUAUACACAGUUUAUUAUUACAUACUGAAUUAAAAUUGUACAACUUUGAAUUUUAGAGAGAAAUGAGAUACUAUGUAAUUUCACUUUUAAUUACUAUUUUCUGAAACUUAUAAAAAAAUCUAUCACAUUUAUGAUUUCCCUUAAAUACCUAUUUAUUGUCAGUUACACAUGUUCAUAAAAUUUGUUUAUUUUGAACUCAUCAGGUGACACAUAUAAAUGAUCCAGUAUUUAAUCACUACACGUAUUUGUUUUCCUUACAAAAAAGAUGUCUUAUAGCUCCUGAGUAUAAAAAUUUAAGCAUGAAUUCUGCCAUUUAUCUCAAUGUAACAAAUAUAAGAAUUAACUCUGUGUGCAAUAAAAAUCUGUUAAUGCUUCACAAAAUUGGUAAUAAACUUGACUGUGUUUACAAUAUUCUCUGGACUUCAGUUCUUAAAAACAUGAUAUCUUUCAGGAGGCAUCUAAUGAACAUUACAGAUCAUUAUUCUCACCAUGCUUUUCACACAAUUCUUAUUACACAUGAGAUACCAUAAUAUUGCCUUCUGUGUCUUUCUGUUCAGUUAACAGUAUGAAAAAGACCUAUGAUGCAAACUAGUAUGGACAGGUUGUACAGUCGCUCCACACAUUGCUUUCUCCAUUGAAUGAACUCUGCCACACUAACCUAUUCAUCCCAAAUUACCUUAUUUGGUUGUUAUCUACUGUACAUUGUGUGAGGAGUAAUGUAAGUAGAUGAAUGCUUUGUGUUUAUUCCACAGAGGAGAUAACAUGGUUAGAAAUAGGUAUACUUUAGUGCUCCCGAAUACAUAAAAUAUGUAGACUCCAGGUAUCAAAAGAACAGUGUGACACUGUAGUGCUGCAAUUUCCAUGCAAACACAGUUCGAUAUAUUUGCCUGCAACUACUUAAGUGAGCUAUCCAUAACUGGUAGCUCAUUUGGGACAUGGGAAUUUUGAAUCAGAAUGACACACAAUGAUAGCCUGCAAAUGAAUAGUAUAUAUCUAAGUUAAGAUUUUCACUUCAUCUGGAAAUGACCACUUGAAGUAUAAAAGAGUGAAGGACCAGCACUUCAAACUCAAUGAGGUGAAAUGUGUGUGGUGUUAAAGUGAAUAACCCCAACAUUUUUUAAAAUCUACAGAGAAAUGAAAGCCAUCUUACAUAACAUGGAAAGACCAUGGAAAGUUUGAAGAAAUCCAGCAUAUUGUAAGUAAAUGAUUAUUAUAACAACAGUAACAAUCCAAAGACAUUCUGAUGAAAAUUAGUUCCCAUAUAUUGUAAGUAAAUGAUUAUUAUAACCACAGUAACAAUCCAAAGACAUGCUGAUGAAAAUUAGUUCCCGUAGUCAGCAUUUGACACAACUGUAAGAGAACGAAAAUUGAUAACUUAAUAUGAAAUGUUUUUUGAGGUUAAUGUUUAAUGAGAAAUGUGUUUUACUUUGGGUUUGAUACAUUUUUUAUGUGGAGUCUUGGGACUUAGAUGUCAGAAUAUUAAGAAGCAAAAUGAUACGGAACCAAGUAAAUGGAUUAACUUUCAAAACAUUAUAUUAUCUUGGUUAUUAUCUGCUGAACAUUCAGCAUGGACAAAAGUUAAGUCAUAACUCGCACUCAGAUCUUCACCUGUUAUUGACAAUGCUCUUGCAAUUUAAUAUAAAAAAUCAUAGAUGAAAUAUACACACUGUAUGGAUCAACUUUGCAUGGCUGAAGAUUUACAUGUUGGGUGUUACAUCUUACAGAUGAUGACCCUGAGGGAGGCAGCAGGUGCACGGGAUAGAAAUGCAAUUCAUCAGCACCAGUUAGUUUGUGCAGCACACAAUGACUGUUAUGACUGGAUUGAGAGUCUUACAAAAGAGAACAUGGGGAGACUAUGGGAAAGAGGGUGUGGGUGCAGAAUGGGUGAAGACAGCAUCCUGAGGCAGGCUGGAAGUGGGUGAGGGGCAGGGAGUUAGCAACAACUGUGGCCAGGAUUACAAGAAUAAAGGAUGUAUUGAAAGGGUAACUCCCAUCUACGCCAUUCAGAAAAGCCAGUGCUGGGGCGAAGAAUCCAGAUGGCACAGGUUGUGAACCAGCCACUGAAAUUGAGCACAUUGUGCUCAGUAUCGCAUUCAACCACUGGGUGGUCAAUUCUGCUCUUGGCCACAGUUUGGUAGCAGUCAUUCCCACAUAUAAUCCUGUGUGGAAAUUGCAGCAGAGUUGGAAUAUGACAUGGUGUACGAUGGACACCCAUGGACAGCAUAUCUGUAAUGAUGAUAAUUCCCUUGUCUAUUAUGCUGAAGAUCUCAUGUCCCAGGCUUAGUUCACAGACAGAUUUCCUGGAUCAUAUCCUCCUCACACAUCUGUAAUACUCCAUCUACCCCCAAAAUCAAGUUGCAAAAGAGCAUUCCCUCAUGACCCAAUACCAUCCCAAACUGGACGAAAUUAACCAUACCCACUACAAAGGCUUCAGCUAUCACCAUGCCCGGAAAUAGGAAUAUCAUGCCCACAAUCCUUCCCACCUACCUUUGCCAUCCACCCAAUCUGUACAAUAUCCUGGUUCAUCCAUAUGGAAUGCCCACUCCCAACCCCUUGCCAUAUGGGUCAUGUCCCUGUGUGAGACCCAAGAGCAAGGCCUGUCCAAUUCCUGUCACAGGCUUAUCCUAUCCCAUCAGGGGACAGGGCCACCUGUGAAAGCACCUGUGUCAUAUACCAACUCUGCUGCAAUUCCUGUGCAGCAUUACAUGUG